Molecule: messenger RNA, 679 nt
Organism: Phytomonas sp. Hart1
Lineage: Eukaryota; Euglenozoa; Kinetoplastea; Trypanosomatida; Trypanosomatidae
Source: the annotation of a GenBank genome assembly
GAGUAGCGAAGCUUGGAAAAAUAAGCACUCGACUCAUAUGAACAUAGAAAACGCUGAAAGACAAGAGAAGUUGUUAUCUCACCUCCAUUGGCUCACGAAACGUUGCAAUAUUGACUUCAAGGGGAAUCCUCCGCCUUUUGAGCAACCAAAACAUCGGAAACUUGUGGAACGAGCAAAUCAGCAUCGAGCUAAUGCCCUAGCUGCUGGCGUAAACUUUUUACCCUCUUAUCACGUGACUAAGCCACUUGGGCUUGACGCAACACGCAUUGAUCAUCUAAAGGGUGUAGACAGUACUAAGUUUUCUACUACUCUAAUGGAAAAGGGAAAUUCAAUACAGCAGAAAGUCAACUCAGAAACUGGGUUUACAGAAAUACAAACUGCUCUUUGUUGGGACAUUAGACUCUGUUCAAAGCAACCGCAAUUCCAUGCGAUCUCUGAAUUUUGUCAAGAUCUUGAGUCUGCACCCAAUGGAAUGCAAUAUGUUGAUUCACAGCGCGUACAUAGUCUACCACCCCAAGAACAUAUCGUUGGACAUCCUGGUGAGACUACGUUGAGGUUGAAAUUAAACAAGCAUUCUGCAAUAGAACACGCCAAUCGUUGGCUUCAAGGAUCUCAAAUGGUUAAUCACAGUGUACGAUCUGCCCAACAAAGAGUCAAGAAGGUUACCUUACGUCGAUGA